AUGACAUCUAUGAAUUGGGAAGAGGUUGUUGCUAAAAAGCGACAGCGACAGUCAGACGACAUCUCAGCUUUCAGCUCUGCCGAACUAUCAGAUGCCGAUAACAAGACGGAGCACUACAACUCCAUCACAGAUAUUGACGAAGUCACUCAUCUCGUAAGAGAAAUAGAGAAGGGUAAAUACUCAAGCGAGGAUGUUAUCAAAGCUUACAUCUCACGUCUCACAGAGAUUCUCUUUAAAGACGCUUUAGCCCAAGCUCGAGAACUUGACGCCUAUUUUGCCACAGAAGGAAAGACAAAAGGGCCUCUCCACGGAAUUCCGAUCAGCUUGAAAGAUCAGUUCAACUUCAAAGGCCAUGAUACUACUCUAAGCUACACAGCUAGAGCCUUCAAACCAGCGUCCGAAGAUGCGGUACUGGUCAACAUACUCAAGAAGUUGGGCGCUGUCAUGAUCAGUAAAACAAACCUCCCACAAAGCAUCAUGUGGGCUGAGACUGACAAUCCUCUUUGGGGCUUGACGGAAAACCCGAUUAUCCCUGGAUACACUCCUGGAGGUUCAUCCGGUGGCGAAUCUGCGCUGGUGUUUUCUCGAGGAAGUAUUGUAGGGUUCGGGACAGACUUGGGUGGAAGCAUCCGCAUGCCCUCACAUAUCAUGGGUCUCUAUGGCUUUAAGCCAAGCAGUUCCCGGCUCCCUUAUACUGGUGCACCAGUUUCCACUGAAGGGCAAGAGCAUGUCCCUUCAUCAGUCGGGCCACUUGCGCGCUCCAUGUUGUCCAUCCAUGACAUAACAAAGGCAAUCAUACUACAGGAACCUUGGACACAAGACUGUCGUUGUAUCCCUAUCCCAUGGCGCCAGAACGUCUAUGACGAUGUCCUGAACCGCAAGCUGACAAUUGGUGUCAUUCGCGAUGAUGGAGUCGUAAAGCCCCAUCCUACGAUUGCAAGAAUGAUCGAAGAGGCAGUUGCAGCACUUGAGGCCGACGGUCACGAGGUCGUCGAGUGGAAGCCCGAAUUCCACCCUGAGUGCAUAGAAGUCAUGGACGCUUACUUCACUGUCGACGGCUGCGAAGACAUCCGUCGCGAUGUUGAAGCAGGAGGUGAACCCUUCAUUCCCGCUGUCCAGAGACUUACCGACCGCGGAAGACCUAUCUCCGUGUAUGAGUAUUGGCAACUCAACAAGCGCAAGCGACAACUCCAACAGGCCUAUCUUGAAAAGUGGAACAAGGCCAUAUCGUCAAAGACAGGUAGAGUUGUCGACGCUCUCAUAACGCCAGCUUUACCACACGCAGCUGUGCCGCAUAACAGCAUCAAAUGGGUAGGCUACACUAAAGUAUGGAAUCUACUAGACUAUACAGCUUUGGUCAUACCAGCUGGGAGGGUUGAGCCUAGAGAUCUUGAAGUGACGAUGGAUUGCGAACCGAGGAACGAGAUGGAUGAAUGGAACAAGAAGCUUUGGGAGGAGAACAAGAAUGAUAUGGCACAGAACCGACUACCAGUGGAUGUUCAGAUUGUUGGGAGGAAUGUGGAGGAGGAGAAGGUAUUGGCUGUUGGUAAGAUCUUGGAUGAUCUUUUGCGCAGUCGACAGCAGUAG
Molecule: messenger RNA, 1587 nt
Organism: Fusarium venenatum
Lineage: Eukaryota; Fungi; Ascomycota; Sordariomycetes; Hypocreales; Nectriaceae
Source: RefSeq, a predicted model, not a curated record